Molecule: messenger RNA, 1273 nt
Organism: Capsaspora owczarzaki ATCC 30864
Lineage: Eukaryota; Filasterea; Ministeriida; Capsasporidae
Product: sjogren syndrome antigen B
Exons: 5
Coding region: 53-1087 (344 amino acids)
Biological process (GO): RNA processing
Cellular component (GO): nucleus; ribonucleoprotein complex
Molecular function (GO): RNA binding
Source: RefSeq, a predicted model, not a curated record
GAGGGUCUAGUUUUCUUUUUCAUCUGAACCAACAGACACCCAACGAUUUACCAUGAGCGACCUCAGCGCCAAGAUUGUCAAGCAAGUCGAGUUCUACUUUAGCGACAACAACCUGCCCCGCGACAAGUUCCUGCUGCCGCUUGUCAAGGAGACGACCGAUGGCUGGGUCCCGCUUGCCACCCUGACCACCUUCAACCGCCUGAAGCAGCUCACCACCGACAUCGAGGCCAUCGCAAAUGCAAUCCGCGAGGCCAACUCCACCGCCAUUGCUGUGAACGCCGAGGGCACGCACGUCCGCCGUCUGGCUCCCCUGCUGGACGAGCUCGACACCCUCAAGUCGAGCGUCUAUGUCAAGGGCUUCCCCACCGACUACACUCUGGAGCAGAUCGAGCAAGCUCUUGCUGGCAAGGGCAACAUCAAGGCCAUUCGCAUGCGCCGCGCUGCCGACAAGGCCUUCAAGGGCUCGGCGUUCAUCGAGUUUGGCACUGAAGACGAGGCCAAGGCUUUUGCCCAACAAGAGCUCAAGGUCAACGACACGACCCUUAUCGUCACCCUCAAAUCCGACUAUCUCGAGGCCAAGAUGAGCGAGCGUCGCGCAGGAAAGAAGGCUGCCGAUGAGCCUGCCCCCAUUGUUUUCGCCAAGAACUGCGUCGUUCGCUUUGAGGGCGUCGGUGGUGGUGCCACUCGCGAGGACUUGACUGCUCUCUGCUCCGAGUUUGGUCAAAUCGCCUAUGUCGACUUCUCCCGCGACCAGGCGGAUGGCUAUGUCCGAUUCUCUGAUGCCGAGGCUGCUGCUCGCGCUGUCGCCGCCAUUUCCGAGCGCAAGACCGAGGUCAAGGGCGCCGUUCCCUCCGUCCGCCUGCUCGAGGGCGACGAGGAGGAUUUGUACCUGACCAAGGCUCAAGAGAUGCUUUCCGAGCGCCUUCAAGGCCGAGCAAGCAAGUCUCACCGAGGCCGUGGCAACUCGCGCGGUGGUCGCGGUGGCCGUGGUGGCCGCGGCGGUCGCUCCAGCGGUCGUGGCAACAAGCGUGGCGCCGAAGACGAGCUCGAAGGCCCGUCCAAGGCCGCCCGCGUUGAAGACGAAUAAAACACAGCGCCUCCAUCUUCCCUCUGCCACACUUUCACAAAUCAGCCUAGUAGUGUAGUUUGUUGUUUUUUUUUUUUGCUUGUUCUUUUGGUUGUUCAUUUGGUUGUUCAUGCUUGUUUUGCUUUUCGAUCGUUGUCCAAACAAACCUUUGCUCCAAUCGAAAACAAAAACAAAAAUCGAAAACCC